Messenger RNA from Carassius gibelio (silver crucian carp), 2239 nucleotides. It is a transcript of the gene cdc45, whose product is annotated as CDC45 cell division cycle 45 homolog (S. cerevisiae). The record is from RefSeq and is a predicted model, not a curated record. Gene Ontology annotation, cellular component: DNA replication preinitiation complex. The transcript is spliced from 18 exons. Gene Ontology annotation, molecular function: single-stranded DNA binding; DNA replication origin binding; chromatin binding. Gene Ontology annotation, biological process: DNA replication initiation; double-strand break repair via break-induced replication; mitotic DNA replication preinitiation complex assembly. The coding region runs from base 151 to 1869 and encodes 572 amino acids. Lineage: Eukaryota; Metazoa; Chordata; Actinopteri; Cypriniformes; Cyprinidae.
CUAAAUGUGCAAGAAGCAAAUUUGGCGCCACAGACGAAACACGGAAACCCUGAGUGGAAAACAACAAGGAGUUUGUUACAAACCGCGAACAAACUCAGAAGUUAUAGUCUUGUUUUUAUAUUUUUACAUUUUUUAAGCUUAAUUUGAAACAUGUUUGUGACCGAUAUUCGAAAGGAAUUUUAUGAUGUUGUCGUUAAUCAGAGAGUGGCCCUGUUCGUGUCUCCUGAUAUUGAUGCUUUGUGUGCCUGUAAAGUUCUGCAGUCUUUAUUUCACUGUGAUCAAGUCCAGUAUACUCUGGUUCCUGUGGCAGGAUGGCAGGAUUUGGGGACUGCCUUUAUGGAGCAUAAAGAACAGUACCAGUACUUUGUUUUGAUAAACUGUGGAGCAAAUGUGGACCUGCUGGAGACCCUUCAGCCUGAGGAAGACUCAGUUUUCUUCAUCUGUGACACACACCGACCUGUUGAUGUGGUUAAUGUCUAUAAUGACACACAGAUUAAGCUCCUGAUAAAGCAAGAUGACGACCUUGGUGUACCGUCCUACGAUGACAUCUUCCGUGAUGAUGAGGAGGACGAAGAAGGAGAUGGCAAUGAUUCUGGAAAUGAAAGUGAUGGAAGCGCAGAGCCUUCUGGGAAACGAAGGCGUUAUGAUGAGGAUGCAUUGGAAAGGAGAAUAGAACGUCAACGGGCCAGACGGGAAUGGGAAGCUCGAAGGAGAGAGAUUCUGUUUGAUUACGAGCAGUAUGAGUUUCAUGGGACAUCAGCAGCACUGGUGAUGUUUGAGCUGGCCUGGGUCAUGUCUAAAGACACCAAAGACAUGCUGUGGUGGAGUGUCAUUGGAGUGACAGAUCAGUGGGUUCAUGAUAAAAUCCCACACAUGAAAUAUGUGACAGACAUCGCCACCCUUCAGCGCCACGUGUCCCGACACAACCAUAGAAACGAGGAUGAGGAGAACUCACUGUCCAUCGACUGCAUGAGGAUCACCUUUGAAUAUGAUCUGAGGUUGGUGUUGUAUCAGCACUGGUCUCUGUAUGAGAGCAUCUGUAACUCCUCCUACACAUCCUGCAGCUUUAAACUCUGGUCCAUCAACGGACAGAAAAAACUCCAAGAGUUCCUGGCAGACAUGGGACUCCCACUCAAGCAGGUGCGGCAGAAGUUUAACUGUAUGGAUAUGACGAUUAAAGAGAACCUGCGUGAAGUAAUCGAGGAAUCAGCCAAUAAAUUCAGCAUGAAAGACAUCCGUGUGCAGACGUUCGCCGUAAACUUUGGCUUUAAGAACCGGUUCCUGGCCAGUGAUGUAGUUCACGCUGCGGCUGCUCUGCUGGAGAACGUGGAGAAGGAUGAAACGUCAGCGGACAACUUCAUCAAAGCUCUGGACUGUCUGUCCAGGAGCAAUCUAGAGAGGUUGCAUUUGGGCAUUGAUCUGGCCAAGAAGAAACUGAAGGCCAUUCAGCAGACCGUGGCGAGCUGCAUCUGCACCAACCUCAUUCUCUCACAGGGGCCUUUCCUCUAUUGUCAUUUGCUGGAGGGAACACCAGAUGUGAAGCUGUUUUCUAAACCUCUGGCUCUGACCCUUCUCUGCAAAUAUCUGCUCAAAGCAUUCGUCUGCUCCACGAGGAACAAGCGCUGUAAGAUUCUUCCAUUGAUCAUGGCGGCUCCUCUGGAUGUGGAGAAGGGAACUGUGAUCGUCCUGGGAAUUCCACCAGAAUCGGAAACCUCAGACAAGAAAAAUUUCUUUGGCCGGGCUUUUGAAAAGGCAGCUGAGAGCACCAGCUCCAGAACUCUGCACGAUCAUUUCGACACUUCAGUUAUUGAGCUAAAGAUGGAGGACAGAGGGAAGUUUCUGGAUGCCCUCAUCACCCUGUUGUCAUAAAGGCCUACUGCAUGCUGGGAAUGACUAUCAAACUACCCACAGAAACUCUGGACAUGUAUAUGUGUGUGUUUUGAGUCUGCAAAGAGACUCCCUUCCACACGUCACUGUUACUCCACAAGUGAAAUUUCACAGCCCUCGAGUAAACAUGAGGUUAACGGUGUUCUCAGUCAGUGUGGUUCACUGACCUUCACCUUGACCUUUCUAUCGUCUGAAGACUUCAGCUUAACCUCAGCGAUCAGCUGGUGUUUUGGUCAUGUGCUUCCAAACAUUGUACAGGCCUGAUUUAACUGUGUUUUGUGUCGUGUCACUUAGUAUGUACUUGUGUGUGUUAUAUGUGGAUUUAAAUAAAUGAUUUCUAUCAUCUUUUGAA